CUUGUCUAGUUAUACUUUGCAAUUUUCUGCAGAGACAUACAUUCGUUAAUUCCUGUUAAUCAUUUAAUUAUUUCAAGCAGUCACAAUAUUUGACACUGAGCUGAAAAUUGCGAAAAAGAGUUUCGAAAAAAGAGUUUCUAAUGAUCGUGCUGCUCUUCGUGAAGAAUUGUUAAAUAAAGAAUCUUUGCCAGAGAUCAGGCUGGGAGGUGCUUCUGACAACACAAGCUUUUCAACACAAUUCUAAAAUAAAAUGAGAUCUGCCAUGGGAAAGUGGAUGUGGAUCGCUGCGACGUUACAUCUCAUGACGAGCUGGGCACUGGCGCAGGUGCACUACAGGGAGCCGUGCCCCAACAUGCCCGUCAUCAAAAACUUCGACUUUGACAGAUACCUGGGCAGAUGGUACGAGCAGGAACGUUUUUUCACCGCGUACCAGAACAUCGGGUAUUGCUGGUCCGGCACUUACAUCAAAGACAAGUACUCCAAUAAAGUUUCCGUCAGACUUGACUUCGAAGACAUCUUAUUGAGAAUUCCGGCAAAAAUCUUCGUGGACAUUUUCCGGAAGAACGCGUACGCGGCGCCCAACCGCCUGUCGUACUCCAUAUCUGGCGUGCCGAGGGAGAUCUUCGUCGACCACUACGAGGUCUCAGGCACCGACUACACGUCCUGGACUAUCGAAUACUCCUGCCAGAACAUGCCUUUUGGCAGCCUACGAUACGCGUGGAUAUUGACCAGGUCGCCGCACCCCCCGGCUUCUGUGAUCAAGAAGGCCAAAGCCGUCAUGGUGGCGCUCGGCAUCGACGUCUACCUCCUCGAGCGCCAUAAGAACACCUGCGUGCCCAAGUACUGAGAACUAAGAGCCUUACUGUCAAAAAUAGCGACUUCCAUCUCCUGGAGCGCCAUAAGAACAGCUGCGUGCACAAGUACUAAGAACUAAGAGCCUUGCUCUCAAAAAUAUCGACUUCCACCUCCUCGAGCGCCAUAAGAACACCUGCGUGCCCAAGUACUGAGAACUAAGAGCCUCACCCUCAAAAAUCUCAAAAAUAGAUAAGAGAACCUAACUCAUCAAGCUAAACUUACGUUUUAGCUACUCACCAGGCAUAUGACAUUAAAAUUACGUUGACUGAAGGUUGUUUCAACAAAAAUAACUGGUAAUCAACAUCGCUUCAACGUCAUUUACCUGGAGGGUAAACUUUUCAAGCUAAACACACCUUUUACUGACGAGAAAUCGAUCGCUACGCGUACUUAGUCCGUUCCGUUUACUUAGACCGCUACGUGUACUUUGAUAGUGCGGACCUAAGCUCACAGCAAUCACGUCGACCCUCACAGCAAAUCGCUGUGACGUUGUGUAAAUAAACGGAGCUCCUCAUCUAAGGAAACUUUUAAACUUCAGAUUAACACGGCAUUUUAGAAGAUAACUAAUUAUCAUCAAGGUUCAUGAAACAAACAAAUCAUCAUCAAUGUUCAAUUUCCUCAAAAAAAAAAAACAAUCGCUUGCUCAGCUCAUAAGCUGAACAGCGUUCAACGGAUAGAAUACAUCAAAACAUCGAAUCGAGAAAAAUUGAUAGGAACAAUUCAUGCUCGUUGAAAUUAAUGACCGACGCGUCACGUGAAAACCGAAGAAAAAAGCUAAGUAUAGCUAAGCUGCAAUUAAAUAUUAUUUAUUUAUAAACCUCGUAAUA
Molecule: messenger RNA, 1679 nt
Organism: Hyalella azteca
Lineage: Eukaryota; Metazoa; Arthropoda; Malacostraca; Amphipoda; Hyalellidae
Product: apolipoprotein D
Exons: 4
Coding region: 251-847 (198 amino acids)
Molecular function (GO): pigment binding
Source: RefSeq, a predicted model, not a curated record